This is a messenger RNA of Phalaenopsis equestris, 409 nucleotides long. RefSeq names its product equilibrative nucleotide transporter 6-like. The record is from RefSeq and is a predicted model, not a curated record. Gene Ontology annotation, cellular component: plasma membrane. Gene Ontology annotation, biological process: nucleoside transmembrane transport. The transcript is spliced from 2 exons. The coding region runs from base 22 to 366 and encodes 114 amino acids. Gene Ontology annotation, molecular function: nucleoside transmembrane transporter activity. Lineage: Eukaryota; Viridiplantae; Streptophyta; Magnoliopsida; Asparagales; Orchidaceae.
UAUUCUCUUGUUUUAAUUGCAAUGUAUAAUGUGCUGGACCUGAUUGGAAGAUUUACCCCUCUCAUAGAAUAUAUCUGCAUAGAAUCAAGAAAAGGCCUGAUGAUUGCAAUCAUAUCUCGUUUCAUAUUCAUUCCUGCGUUUUAUUUCACGGCAAAAUAUGGAGGACAAGGCUGGAUGAUCUUCCUGACAUCAUUAUUAGGGUUAACUAACGGUCAUCUUACUGUUUGCGUUCUCACUGCAGCUCCAAAAGGAUACAAGGGGCCGGAGGCUAAUGCUUUGGGAAAUUUGCUGGUUCUGUUUCUUCUAGGUGGUCUUUUUUCAGGAGUUGCAUUAGAUUGGCUGUGGCUUAUUGGGAAAGGCUGGUGAGGUUAUUAUAUUUGAAAGUGGUCUUAUAUUCUCUGUUAUGUGA